AUGAUGAGGAUUGCGACUGACAUUGUUACUGCGAUUGAAAGGACUGAAAAGUUUAUUUGCUGCUCUAUGACCGAUGCUAUGUGGAUGAUGACAAGCGGUGCCGUUGAAUGCCCAGGUGUGUGCUUCACAGCUUACUCACGCUGCCACAUACCUCUAGGGCUGCAGCCCACUAACCGGAGCGGAACCAUCGAGAUGACUCACGUGUUUUUGAAACCUAUGAGCGCGUUAGUCUACAGACUACUAGUAGUGGCUAAGCCCGUGCGGUACUAUUUCUAUUAG
Messenger RNA from Penicillium chermesinum, 279 nucleotides. RefSeq lists its product as uncharacterized. The record is from RefSeq and is a predicted model, not a curated record. The transcript has a single exon. Bases 1 to 279 code for a protein of 92 amino acids. NCBI's taxonomy places the organism in Eukaryota, Fungi, Ascomycota, Eurotiomycetes, Eurotiales, Aspergillaceae.